UACUAACAUAAAAAAACUAUUAAACAAUCGACCAAAUUUCCGAGGAAUCUCUUUAUUGAAUAUUUGGCAACCCUGUAGUGCUGUAAACAAACACUUUUUGUAGUUCGUGCCCGACCAAUGCAAAAAUUUGCGAAAAAAUGGGAAAAACUAAUCACGGUACGUAUAAAUAUACGGAUGCUGCCAUUCAACAGUGCAUUCGAGCGAUUCAGAACCACGUUCCUGUAAAGAAGGCGUGCAAACAAUAUAAUAUUCCACGCUCUACAGUGAAGUAUCGCCUGGGAAAAAACUGGUCCGGAAGAACAAGGAAAGGUCCACCGACCGCGCUUUCCGACGUGGAGGAAAACGAAAUAGUGGCAUGGAUAAAACGGAUGGCACGGAAAGGCUACCCGAUAACCAAGAAACAUUUGAUUCUUGCCGUUAAGCAGCACCUCAGCAAGUAUCCUCGUGCGAAGAGUUGCAACAUGAAUGCAGGACAAAGGUGGUAUAAAGCCUUCAUGAAACGUCAUCCAGAUUUGACCAUACGGAAGCCUGAAGCUGUGUCCGCAGCAUCUGCAAAUGUUACGGAGGAAAAUAUCCGCCACUGGUUUCAAUCUGUGUAUGAAAUUCUUGUCGAAGAAGGGCAAAACGAUAUUCUUAGUGAUCCCACCCGAGUUUUUAACGGAGACGAAAUUGGAUUCAGUUUGGACCCUGAAACAAAGGCCGUCAUCUGUUCAAAAUCCGAAAAAAACGUGUACGUGAUUGACACAGGAUCCAAAAAAAAUAUCACGGUUUUGAAUACUUAUGGGGCUUCCGGAGUGGCAAUACCACCAUGUGUAGUGCUUCCAUAUCAAAGAAUUCCUCUCAGAGUUGCCAAGAGUUUUCCUCCAAGUUGGGGUGUCGGAAAAUCCGAAACCGGAUGGAUGACAAAGGAAGCUUUCAUGGGAUACAUAACCAACGUUUUUCAUCCAUAUUUGAUCCGUGAGAAGGUACAACUACCGGUAGUUUUGUUCGUUGAUGGCCAUCGAAGUCAUACUCCUUUUGAGACAGCUGAAGAAUGCGUUAAACUGGACAUAAUCCUCAUUUCACUUUAUGCCAAUUCUACACACAUUUUGCAACCGGCUGAUGUGGCAAUAUUUAGGUCACUCAAAGCAAGCUGGACUAAUCAGGUUCGAAUUUGGCAAGCUGAGCAUCCCGGAAAAACUAUUAGGUUGGAUGAAUUCGGGUGUAUUUUGGAGAUGGCAAUAAAUUCCUCAUUCAAAUCGAAAACGGUUAUUAAUGGUUUUAGAGCCUGCGGUCUCUAUCCAUUCAAUGCAGAUGCAGUCGAUUAUUCGAAAUGCAUUGCUAGAAAGCACGAUGAUCAACUACCACAGGAAAAAUCUGGUGGCGAGGAAAGCGUCCUAAUAUCUUGUCAAGACAUUCAAAACGCAAUCAACCUAAUUCCUGUCAGAAAAGCGGCGUUGUAUCGUGUGGUCGAAAUGGAUGAUUUCGCAAACGAAGAUGAUAAAAUUGUAUGUUCUAUAUAUAAAAAAAUACUGGCACCGCUUGAUGAACGUGACAUGCCUGAAGAGGAAUCGAUCGGCGUCACUGAAUUUGCCGCACAUUCUGAAAAACUGAAUGUUUUCAAAUCCCCGAUUGCAUUAGACGAGAGUAUUGGAACUUCAGAAAAUGUAAGAGCAGAUCGCACAGAUGGAACAACUCAAACUGAUCGGUUGAUUAUCGAAGUACAAACAUUCGACGAGGUUUGUACGGUUUCUAUGAAUACGCCAAACUCUCUUUCUGGUCAGGAGCUCCAGAUUAAAUCAGAUUGCGUCGAUUUUUGUCGGAUUAUACAACACUCGGAAAUAGUGGAUGCUGAUGAUCUUCCUCAACUGCAUAAUGCGGAAUUGUAUACAGUAUCCUCUGACGAACACGUUAACAAAGAUAUAGUAGAUACUGGUUUCCAAUUUCAUCAAUCAGUUGUAACUCCAUUCAAUGGAAUCAAGGAGGAGUCUGGUGUAAGUCAGCAAGCAGUACAGAAAGGAAUCACGAAAAACCUGACUGAUAAAACCCCUAAAACGUACUUCGACGAACCACAAACACCGGCGAAAAAAAGAAAGAAAUUCAAACAUGCAAAAAGCCCUCCAGUUCUAACAUCUAAAAAGCGGCUUGAGCUUCAUCAAGCAAAACAGGCAGCAAAGGAGAACAUUCGUGAAGAAAAGCAAAUGAAAUCAGAGAAAAAACGAGCUGAACGCAUGAAGAAAAUCGAAAUGAAAAAGUUGUCAGCUAUAACAAAACUGGAGGAGAAAUUGACACGUUUAAAGACGAAUGUUAAAUUUUAA
Molecule: messenger RNA, 2297 nt
Organism: Topomyia yanbarensis
Lineage: Eukaryota; Metazoa; Arthropoda; Insecta; Diptera; Culicidae
Exons: 4
Coding region: 138-2297 (719 amino acids)
Cellular component (GO): nucleus
Molecular function (GO): DNA binding
Source: RefSeq, a predicted model, not a curated record